Messenger RNA from Auanema sp. JU1783, 1068 nucleotides. The record is from the annotation of a GenBank genome assembly. NCBI's taxonomy places the organism in Eukaryota, Metazoa, Nematoda, Chromadorea, Rhabditida, Rhabditidae.
AUGGGCAAGUUCAAGAAAAUUAGAGAACAAGUUUCAAAAGACUUGAAAGAAGAAGAAGAUAAUGAGAUUGAUGAGCAGCCUCCACACAACUCCGAAGAUGAUACUUCUUCUUCAGACUCUGAAGUUGAAGGAAUGUCUGUAGAGCAAAUUGAGGAUGAAAAGAAAAGAGCAGUUCUUUGGACGAACCGUGAAAGAGUUUUGGUUCUUUGUGCACGAGGUGCCGAUGUGCGCACAAGACAUCUGAUGAACGACAUUAAAACUCUAUUACCUCAUUCUAAAGGUGAUUCAAAACUAGAUAAACAGCAGAGUCUUGUUGUCAUCAAUGAGAUUGCUGAGAUGAAAAACUGCACCAAAAUUCUAUUCUUCGAGAGUAGAAAGAGAAAGGACACCUAUUUAUGGAUGAGUAACGUCAAUGGAGGUCCUUCCAUCAAGUUCCUUCUCCACAACAUUCACACCAUGCUGGAACUCAAACUAUCAGGAAACUGUUUGAGAGCAUCUCGUCCCAUUCUCUCUUUCGACAAUUCCUUCGAUGAAAAACCACAUCUCACACUCACUAAGCACGCUCUCACUCAAGUUUUCGGAACACCUAAUCAUCAUCCUCGUUCUCAACCAUUCGUUGACCACGUUAUUUCAUUCUCAGUCACUCCCGAUGACAAAAUUUGGUUCCGUAAUUUCCAAAUCGUAGAUGAAACACUCCAACUUCAAGAAAUCGGACCUCGAUUCGUGUUGGAAACUAUUAGGAUAUUUGAAGGAUCUUUCAAUGGAGCUGUUCUCUAUGAUAAUCCAGAAUAUAUUAGUCCAAACACUACUCGCAGAGAGAUAAAGGAGCGUGCUAAGGCCAAGAGCUUGUCUGCUAUGUUGCAUAAGAAGGCUAUUGCAGUUAAAACUAAAAAGAUUACUGAUGUUCUUAAGAAGAAGACUGUUGAUCCUGUAGGAGAGAUUUUCGAUACCGAGAGGGAGAUUGUUGACGACAAGGCAAAACUGAUUGCUGAUGUUAUAGACAAGAAGCGUAGAAAGAAAGUUCUGACUAAGGGAACGGCUAAGAGAGGCAAAGUAGAGGCCAACUAA